AUGAGUAACGCAACCAAGGGUAAAAGAGGCACCAUAGACCAGCUGCUACGAUCGGUGAAGAGCCAGGUGUUUGAAGACGAACAGAAUCAAGAAAACGGCAGUAGCACAGAACUUGCCGCUGACUCAGCGCCCAGGAAACUGCUCAAUUCCUGGACCUUUUCCAAGACACAGCAAUUGCAGGCGCGGUCGACAUCGAACGCCUCGCUCAAAUCGCUCAAAAGCGAGCCUGUGAGCCCAAAACUGGAGCCCGACUCGGGGUCAGUAUGCAAGGAUGCCGAGAAUGAGGAAAUAGAGCAACCCAAGGAAACCAAAGACCGUGCGCAAUCGUGGUCGUUCUGGUCCAGAAAUACUAGACCCGUGGAGCAACCGACCCCGAUAGAGACAGAUGCUACGCUGUCUGAACCGGUGAGGCAGGAGCCAGCCGAUUCACCCAAGAAGAAAAAACAGAAACUGUCGUCUGCACCGAGCAGGCCCGAUUUGGUGGUGCCGCAAUUCGAGUCGUUGCCGUGUAUUACAGCCGGAAAUUACGUUUAUUCCGCCCUCAAUGGUAUAAAGUCUCUGGCCGGGUACGAGCCAACGCCAAUAGGCCAUCUCAGCAGAAAAAUCCGUGCGUCCAACUUCCGACGAGUGCUCAUCAUUGGCGUCCACGGGUUCUUCCCGACCAAAAUGAUCCGCCCGCUUAUUGGGGAGCCCACAGGGACGUCUGCACGAUUUGCACGGGCGGCAGAAGAUGCUAUCAGCGCGUGGGCCCAAGAGCAGGGAAUGAGCAUCGAGACACAAAAAAUAGCACUUGAAAAGGAAGGCAAGAUCUUCGACAGAGUGGAGUUCUUCUUUGAGGCAAUGCAGAAGUGGCACGAGGAGGUGGAAAAAGCUGAUUUCAUCUAUGUGUGUGCGCAUUCACAGGGCACUCCGGUAGCCAUGAUGCUGAUUUCCAAGAUGAUAGAACAUGGCCUCAUCGCAGACAAUAAACGCAUAGCCAUCUUAGGAAUGGCAGGUAUCAACAUUGGUCCUUACUACGGAAUGGACCAGUCGCUAUUUAUUAGGGCCUAUUCGUCUAUCGAGAAUGAGUCCAUGCUGGAGCUCUUCCAGUUUCAGAAUUUCCAGAGUUUGCAAAGCCGCAAAUAUUUAGAAAGUGUGCGCAAUCUGAUCGCUCACAACGUGAAGAUCACGCUAGUGGGCUCUGUCAACGACCAAUUGGUUCCUCUUUACUCCUCGAUCGGCUACCAUGUCUCGCACCCCAACAUAUACAAAGCGGUCUACAUUGACGGCAAAUCGAACACUCCAGACUUUGUCGCGCGCAUAGUGAAGCUCUCGUGUAUGCUACAGAACUUGGGGUACACGGAUCACGGAGUGAUUGCGGAAAUGAGCCACGCCUUGGCAGGUCCGCUUACUGGGGGUGGCCAUUCUCGGAUCUACAACAGCCCCGACGUAUACAAGCUCGCACUCAACUUUGCGUUGAAAACAAUGGACUCUAGCCUUGCCGUGAAACAGCCGGUCCAAUUCCGCGAGAUCGACGUCUCGGAAGUAGGCAGCAACCCAUUCACACUGCCGUGGUGCACAAGAGGCCUGUUUUUCGAUGUCAAGAAGCGACUGGGCGACGGCGAGAAGGAGAUCGACAUGGUUUUCAAAGAAUUCGACAAUUGGAACCCAGAGUCCAAGGUUUUGAGGGACGUGAAAUAUCGUUUGAACGGGAUCAAGGAUAAACUAUGA
Ogataea parapolymorpha DL-1 is the source of this 1710-nucleotide messenger RNA. RefSeq lists its product as uncharacterized. Lineage: Eukaryota; Fungi; Ascomycota; Pichiomycetes; Pichiales; Pichiaceae. The transcript has a single exon. The record is from RefSeq and is a predicted model, not a curated record. The coding region runs from base 1 to 1710 and encodes 569 amino acids.